This is a messenger RNA of Nothoprocta perdicaria, 3291 nucleotides long. It is a transcript of the gene LLGL1, whose product is annotated as LLGL1, scribble cell polarity complex component. Gene Ontology annotation, biological process: regulation of Notch signaling pathway; cortical actin cytoskeleton organization; regulation of protein secretion. Gene Ontology annotation, molecular function: myosin II binding; GTPase activator activity. The transcript has 22 exons. The record is from RefSeq and is a predicted model, not a curated record. The coding region runs from base 1 to 3183 and encodes 1060 amino acids. NCBI's taxonomy places the organism in Eukaryota, Metazoa, Chordata, Aves, Tinamiformes, Tinamidae. Gene Ontology annotation, cellular component: plasma membrane; cytoplasm; cortical actin cytoskeleton.
AUGUGGACGCGGUCUGCUCSGGUCUCCACGGAUAGGGAGCGGGGACGGGGAUGCCGGGGAGCUCCGCGAGGCGGCUCUGACCUCCGUGUCCCGCAGACGGUGGAACACGGCUUCCCCAACCAGCCGAGCGCGCUGGCCUACGACGCCGAGCUCCGCAUCAUGGCCAUCGGCACCAAGGCGGGCGCCGUCAAGAUCUACGGCGCCCCGGGCGUGGAGUUCAGCGGGCUGCACAGGGAUGCGGCCACCGUCACGCAGAUGCACUUCGUGCCCGGCCAGGGCUGGCUGCUSUGCCUGCUGGACGACAACACGCUGCACCUCUGGGAGAUCUACCACAAGGAGGGCUGCUCGCACCUGGAGGAGACGCGCAGCUGCGGCCUGCCGGGGCGCCCAGGGUUCGACAGCGCUAACUGCUCGCCCGGCAUCACGCGGGUGACGGUGAUCCUGGUGAAGUCCUCCUGUGACGUGGCCUGCCUGGGCACCGAGGGCGGCGGGCUCUACUUCCUGGCGCUCCCUGGCCUCGCGCUGCUCGAGGAGAGAACCCUCCUCCAGGACGAGAUCCUGCAGAGCGUGCCCGACGACUACCGCUGCGGGAAGGCGCUGGGGCCCGUCGAGUCCGUGCAGGAGCACCCGCAGGACCCCUCCAAGCUGCUCGUCGGCUACAGCCGGGGGCUGGUGGUCAUCUGGGACCAGAGCACGCGCGCCGUCCAUCACCUCUUCCUGGGCAAUCAGCAACUGGAAAGCCUGGCCUGGGAGCACAGCGGCAAGACCAUCGUGAGCUCCCACAGCGACGGCGGCUACAUGGUGUGGGCCGUGACCAGCAGCUGCCAGACGACCCAGCAGCCCGUCCUGUCCACCAUCCCGUACGGUCCGUUCCCUUGCAAAGCCAUCAACAAGAUCCUGUGGCGAACCAGUGAAUCGGGCAACCCCUUCAUCAUCUUCAACGGCGGCAUGCCGCGGGCCAGCUACGGCGACCGGCACUGCGUCAGCGUGCUGCAGGGCCAGAACCUCGCCACGCUGGACUUCACCUCCCGCAUCAUCGACUUCUUCACCGUGCAGGGCGCGGCCGUGGCCGAGGGAGGCUUCGAGAACCCGCGUGCCCUGGUGGUCCUGGUGGAGGAAGAGCUGGUGGUGAUCGACCUGCAGACGCCGGGCUGGCCCACCAUCCCGGCCCCCUACCUGGCACCUCUGCACUCCUCUGCCAUCACCUGCUCCUAUCACAUCUCCAACGUGCCCCUCAAGCUCUGGGAGAGGAUCAUCAGCGCAGGGGAGCAGCAGAGCCCCCGGCUCUCCUCCGCGGCUUGGCCCAUCAACGGAGGCAAGAACUUGGCCCAGGAGCCCACACAGAGAGGUCUUCUCCUUACUGGGCACGAGGACGGCACCGUGCGCUUCUGGGACGCCUCGGGGGUGUCGCUGAGGCCGCUCUACAAGCUGGGCACUGCCAACAUCUUCCAGACAGACUGCGAGCACAACGACAGCCUCAACCAGGCGGGCGAGGAGGAGUGGCCGCCCUUCCGGAAGGUCGGCUGCUUUGAUCCCUACAGCGACGACCCGCGCCUGGGCGUGCAGAAGAUCGCGCUGUGCAAGUACACGGCCAGGAUGGUGGUGGCUGGCACCGCUGGGCAGGUGCUGGUCAUGGAGCUGAGCGACGAGAGGUCGGAGCACGCGGUCAGCGUGGCCACGGUCGACCUGCUGCAGGACCGCGAGGGCUUCACCUGGAAGGGCCACGACCGGCUGGCGCCCAAGAACGGCCCCGUGGCCUUCGGCCCCGGCUUCCAGCCCAGCGUGCUGGUGCAGUGCGUGCCGCCCGCCGCCGUCACCGCCGUGACGCUCCACUCCGAGUGGAACCUCGUGGCCUUCGGCACCAGCCACGGCUUCGGCCUCUUCGACUACUACAGGCGCAACGCGGUGCUGGCCCGGUGUACGCUGCACCCCAACGACUCGCUGGCCAUGGAGGGUCCCCUAUCCCGCGUGAAGUCCCUCAAGAAGUCCCUGCGACAGUCCUUCCGACGCAUCCGCAAGAGCAGGGUGUCGGGCAAGAAGAGGGUCACCAACAGCCCCUCCAGCAAGGUGCAGGAAGCCAACGCGCAGCUGGCGGAGCAGGCCGGGCCGCCCGAGGUGGAGAUGACCCCGGUGCAGCGGCGCAUCGAGCCGCGCUCGGCCGACGACUCGCUCUCGGGGGUGGUGCGGUGCCUCUACUUCGCCGACACCUUCCUGCGGGACGCYGCCCAUCACGGCCCCACCAUGUGGGCAGGGACCAACUCGGGCUCCGUGUUCGCCUACGCGCUGGAGGUGCCGUCGCAGGAGAAGUUCUCGGAGCGCGCGGUGGAGGCGGUGCUGGGCAAGGAGAUCCAGCUCAUGCACCGGGCGCCYGUGGUGGCCAUCGCCGUGCUGGACGGCCGCGGCAACCCCCUGCCCGAGCCCUACGAGGUGUCGCGGGACUUGGCCAAAGCCCCCGACAUGCAGGGCAGCCACUCCAUGCUCAUCUCCUCGGAGGAGCAGUUCAAGGUGUUCACGCUCCCCAAGGUGAGCGCCAAGACCAAGUUCAAGCUGACGGCGCACGAGGGCUGCCGGGUGCGCAAGGUGGCCCUGGUGAGCUUCGCCAGCGCCGCCUCCGAGGAGCACACGGAGAACUGCCUGGCCUGCCUCACCAACCUGGGCGACAUCCACGUCUUCACGGUGCCCGGCCUGCGGCCCCAGGUGCACUACAGCUGCAUCCGCAAGGAGGACAUCAGCGGCAUCGCCUCCUGCGUCUUCACCAAGCACGGCCAGGGUUUCUACCUGAUUUCACCAUCUGAGUUUGAACGCUUCUCCCUGAGCUCCAGGAAUGUGACGGAGCCUGUCUGCUCCCUGGAGGUCUCCAGGCUCCAGGACACCUCGUGUCUCAGCAACAACUUGACGGCGACGCCGAAGCUGCCGCAGGCCAACGGCACCCACGUCCCCCACAGCCCCGAGGCCGAUCGCUCCCCGGCCGACAGCGACCGGUCCCCUGGGGAGCAGCCAGCAGCCUUCUCGCCCGGGCCCGUCGACUCCCCCAACAGCAGCCUGGAGAACCCGCUGGACACCACGGGGGACAUCACCGUGGAGGAAGUGAAGGAUUUCCUGCCGUCCUCAGAGGAAGCAGAGAGGAACCUGAGGAACGUGAGCGAGGACGAGGCCCGGCCCCCGGGGCUCCUCAUCAAGUGAGGGAUCUCCGGCRGCCGAGGCCUCCGCAGCCCCUCUCCGUGCCUGGAUUCCCGGGACGCGCCGCUCGGCUGGACUCUGCCCCGCGCCCCUCCGCGUAACGUAGCCUGG